Messenger RNA from Daphnia carinata, 948 nucleotides. RefSeq names its product small nuclear ribonucleoprotein-associated protein B-like (gene SmB). Lineage: Eukaryota; Metazoa; Arthropoda; Branchiopoda; Diplostraca; Daphniidae. Gene Ontology annotation, molecular function: RNA binding. Gene Ontology annotation, biological process: mRNA splicing, via spliceosome. Gene Ontology annotation, cellular component: catalytic step 2 spliceosome; U1 snRNP; U2-type prespliceosome. Bases 160 to 864 code for a protein of 234 amino acids. The record is from RefSeq and is a predicted model, not a curated record. The transcript is spliced from 6 exons.
CAUUUUCUAACCGAAAACAAGCCACCGUAGUCUACACGUAAAGCAAGCGUCUGUUUGAAUCGCGGGAUCCAAACAAUUGCGAGAAGAAGGAGGGAAGCCGGGGUCUAAAGUUGGAAUAACAAGUUUAUCCAAGUACAUCCGACCCAAAAACUCGUCAAAAUGACGAUCAGUAAAAACAACAAAAUGGUUCAGCAUUUGAACUAUCGAGUGAGAGUGACUCUGCAAGAUUCGAGAACCUUUAUCGGGACAUUUAAAGCUUUUGACAAACACAUGAAUCUGAUUCUUGGAGACUGUGAAGAAUUCCGUAAAAUUAAAGCCAAACUCAACAAGUCAGGUGUUGGUGCCACAGAAAGAGAAGAGAAGAGAGUGCUUGGUCUCGUUUUGCUCAGAGGAGAGAAUAUUGUGUCAAUGACAGUCGAGGGUCCUCCUCCAACAGAAGAGAGUAUGCCCAGAGUGCCUAUGCCAGGUGUCAUUCCAGGACCUGGUGUUGGCAGAGCUGCUGGACGAGGUGUACCUGUCAAUGCACCUAUGGGUGCCCCUGCUGGACUUCAAGGUCCAGUAAGAGGGGUGGGUGGACCUGCACCUCAAAUGAUGGUUCCUGGUGGCAGAGGGGCUGGUGGGCCAGCAGUAUCAGCACCACCACAAAUGAGACCUCAGGUUCCUGCUCCUCCGAUGGGUGCUCGUCCUGGCAUGCCUCCAAUGGGGAUGGCUCCUCCACCUGGCAUGAUGGGCGGACCACCUCCAGGUAUGAUGGGAAUGCCACCGGGAAUGAUGGGCCGUGGUGCUCCUCCCGGCGCUCCACCAGGAAUGCGUCCUCCUCCCCCUGGCAUGAUGAGAGGAGGUCCACCUGGAAGGCCUUUCUAAAUGAUUUGACCACUUUUGUCGUACGUGGUAUUUUGUGUAACUCCGAUAAAUACAAGACCCUCGAAAAUAAGGAGGUAAUGAUUU